UUUAACUUCUGCCUUUUUCAGAAGAAAUCAGUUCACUCAGAAGAUCCAUUUAACGAUGAACAACGUGAGCGACAUGAAGUAGAAAUGCUAGCCAAGAAGUUCGAGGCAAAAUACGGUGGGAAGCCACACAAACAUCGGAAGGAUCGUCUGCAGGAUCUGAUUGAUAUAGGUUAUGGUUAUGAUGAAACGGACCCAUUCAUAGAUAAUUCUGAAGCGUAUGAUGAAUUAGUUCCUGCAUCACUGACAACUAAAUAUGGGGGAUUUUAUAUCAACACUGGUACCCUGCAGUUCCGCCAGGCAUCGGACUCRGAGGAUGAAGACUUUGCAGACGACAAAAAGCACAUGCCACCUAAAAUAGCAAAGUUGAAAGAAAGUGAAGAUCGUGGAAUGAAGAAGCGCAAGCGGAAGGAUGAAGAGGCGGAGAAGGAGAAGAAACCUCGGAAAAUGAAAGUUCCUAAGCAGCUGGGAGCAAUGGCCUUAAAUUCACACAAGUCUGAAAAGAAGAAAAAGAAAUUAUAUAAAGACUCACUUUCUCUGGCUGCCAUGAUCCGUAAAUUUCAGAAGGAGAAGGAAGCCAUGAGGAAGAAGGAAUCUAGUCCAAAACCUCCAGUGACUAUUGCAACCUCUACCCCUAGUAAAGUUCCUUCUUCCUCUCUCAGCGCAGGAAAUGAUAUCUCUGACUUGAACCUCAGGAUCAGUGAUCCUGUCCUCUCCAUUUUCGGUAGCACAAAUGAACGUGAGCUCCUGCAAGAAGCUGAAAGUGCCCUGGAGAUGCUGGGGGACAUUGACUUUGACAAGCUGCUUGACGGCGCUUCUGAUGGCAGCCCGGUCUCUGAGCUGUCGGGAGAAAAUGGCAAUGUCACUCAGGCAACCUACACCUCUCAGGUCAUGACACCCAAGCAGGUGCCGGCCCUCCCGGAAGGUCUGCCCAUGCUCCUUGAAAAGCGCAUUGGAGACCUUCGCACAGCCGCAAAGAUGUUUGAUGAAGAAGGCAGGAAAAAAUUUUUCACACAAGACAUGAAUAAUAUUCUGCUGGAUAUUGAGCUACAGUUACAGGAGAUAAAUCCUGCCAUCCGCAAUGGAGUGUACUCUCACCUUGAGGCUUUUGUGCCAUGCAAUAAGGACACACUGAUAAAGCGUCUGAAGAAGUUACACCUCAAUGUCCAGGAUGACCGUUUGAGAGAACCACUGCAAAAGCUGAAACUGGCUGUCAGUAAUGUCAUGCCUGAACAGUUAUGCAAAUACCAGGAGGAYUGUCAGGCCCGUAAUCAAGCCAAGAAUGCCAAGUUACAAGCAGAGGAUGAACGAGAGAAAAAUGGAUCGGAGGAAGAUGAUGAUGAGAAGCCUGGAAAGAGGGUUGUAGGACCCAGAAAAAAGUUUCAUUGGGAUGAUACAGUGAGAUCUUUGUUGUGUAAUCUUGUCAAGAUCAAGCUGGGAUGUUAUGAGCUAGAGCCAAAUAGAAGUCAGUCUGCUGAAGAUUACCUCAAAACCUUUAUGGAAACAGAGGUGAAGCCACUUUGGCCUAAGGGCUGGAUGCAGGCAAGGAUGCUUUUUAAAGAAAGCCGAAGUGUUCACAAUCACCUCACUUCUGCUCCGGCAAAAAAGAAGGUGAUUCUGGCACCUAAACCCAAAGCGAAGGACUCCAGUCCAAAGAAAGAACAGAAAACCUGUAUGUCUUCAGUCAAUUCAGGUUGUGCUGCAACACUGAGUUCCAGCACCCCCGCCUGCACCCCAGCCAGCUCUAGCUGCGCACCAGCUCCGGAGACUAUCUGCUUGGAUGAUUCGCUGGAUGAAGACCUUUCUUUCCAUCCACCCUCGUUGGAUUCUAUUUCGGAUGCUCUGGCAGUUCUCAAUAAUGGUGCCAAGGGGUCACCUCUUGGGCCCACUGUAGAAACGCCACCAUCAAGGCCCCGCCCAGGGCUGAGGGAAGAGAAGCUGGCAAGCAUCAUGAGUAAGUUGCCUCUGGCAACUUCAAAGAAAGUAGAGCCUGCUCAAACACCUCAUUCAUCAAGUCUUAUUGCUGGUCACACAGGGCCAGUACCAAAGAAACCCCAGGACUUAGUUCACACUGGUAUCUCUUCAGGCCUUAUUGCUGGAUCUUCAAUUCAAAAUCCUAAGGUUUCCUUAGAGCCUUUGCCAGCCAAACUACUUCAGCAAGGACUACAGCGGUCGAGCCAGAUUCAAGCUGCUUCCUCCUCYUCACAGACCCAUGUUUCUUCCUCUAAAACCCAAGCAGCUAUUUCCACCUCCUCUCAACGACCCAAGGAGUCCAGUAUCAUGGUAUCAUCUUCAGAGACCCCAAGUGGUUCUUCCUCAACAACACAGGUGACAAAGGUGCACCAGCAUUCAGCUGUACAGCAGAAAUAUGUAUCUCCUUUACAAGCAACUAUUAGCAAAUCACAGACCAACCCAGUGGUGAAACUAAGCAGCAAUCCUAAACUGUCUUGUUCCUCACCAGUCCUCAAGACUCAAGAUAAGUCUGUAGUCUAUCGCCUGCCUUUGUCUAACGCCUCGUCUGGAAGCAGCUCACAAGUAUCUCACCCACUGGUUUCUCGGACAACAUCCAGCACCUCUACCUCUAGUAACUAUUUAGCCAAGGCUAUGGUGUCACAGGUUUCUUCCCAGGGUUUCAAGCCUCCCUUCUCCAUGGCUGCCUCUCCUAAACCUGCUGCCUCUCCCAAGUCCACUGCAUCUAAGCCCUCUGUGACACCCAAGCCCAACGCAUCACCUAAAUUUUCAUCUAAGUCCACCUCAUCCCCCAGGCCUGCAACAACACCCAGUUCUUCCAGUUCAAGUGCACUAGUUUCCCAGAGUAGUCACUCCAGCAGCAACCCCCUUCAUAAACAGACCAGUGGUGUAAAUAUCAGCAGGCAGUCUCCCACAGUGAAUUUGCUGCCCUCUAAUCGCACGUCAGGCCUUCAGCCUGCAAAGAACCCUCAGGCUUCUUCAAAAUUGCCCAACUCUUCUCCUUCUGGAACUGUUGGCAAAAAUAAUUUGGGUGGAGUUGGAAUGAAUGUACCUGCCAGCAGAGGCAGUAACCUUAACUCGAGUGGAGCUAGUAGGACUAGUCUGUCUGGGGGAGCAGGAAGUGGAACACAGGGUGCUACUAAGCAGUUGUCAACUCCACACAGACCGUCUUCUGCCUCAGGGUCUCCAGUUGUAGCAGCCAGUGUGCAGUCAACAGCAGGAGCAUCGCUACUGGCGAACGCCUCGCCUCUGACUCUCAUGGCAUCACCACUGUCUGUAACCAGUCAGAACGUGACAUCGGCGCCGUUGGCUCCUUUUGGGAUGCUGGGCGGCCUUGUUCCUGUCACCGUGCCCUUCCAGUUUCCCCUGGAGCUGCUUGGCUUUGGGACGGACACAGCCGGAGUGACAACCACCUCGGGAUCUACCUCAGCAGCUUUCCACCACAGCCUAACUCAGAACUUACUGAAGGGUUUACAGCCAGGUGCUCAGCAUGCAGCAACACUGUCUCACUCACCUCUGCCUGCUCAUUUGCAGCAAGCUUACACAGAUGGAGGCCAAAGUAAAGGGGACACUAAGGUACAGCGGAAAAACCAGUGACUUCUGGACAAGCAAGGGAGUUGAAGCAGUUCUGGUUGGCUGACAGAAUGUGCCCAGUUGGGAAAGUGCUUAUUGUCACAGGGCUGCUGUUUCUGUCGAUGUUUACAUAUUCUGAUCCCAAGCACUGUGGUGAGAGGAAGAAGAAAGAAAACAAUACUUGAUCAAAGAGAGAAGGAAAAGGAGGACUGGUCCUCCUGGUCAUGCAGACUGGUUGUAGUUUGAUCUUGCCUAAAAAAAAAAGAAAGAAAAAAAAAACUUUUAUCUGCUCUGAUUGGCUUUUUUUGAAAAAAUUGGUUGUCAAACCCACAGCAGCACAAACAUAUUUUCUGGGUGAUGUCCAAUGAAAAGUUGAAAGUAUGAGAGGAGCUACAACAGGCUUCAUCCAUUGUGGGAGG
Messenger RNA from Nothoprocta perdicaria, 3959 nucleotides. RefSeq names its product ubinuclein 2 (gene UBN2). The record is from RefSeq and is a predicted model, not a curated record. The annotation marks the transcript as partial. Gene Ontology annotation, cellular component: nucleus. Lineage: Eukaryota; Metazoa; Chordata; Aves; Tinamiformes; Tinamidae. The transcript is spliced from 16 exons.